Paramormyrops kingsleyae is the source of this 937-nucleotide messenger RNA. Lineage: Eukaryota; Metazoa; Chordata; Actinopteri; Osteoglossiformes; Mormyridae. The record is from RefSeq and is a predicted model, not a curated record.
CAGCAUGCAGAAGGUGACGUCACCAAAGGAAGUAGCUCCUUGGUGCGAGACCUAAAAGUCCCGGAGAUGAAACAAGACACAGUUACCGAAAGCACGAAACAAACAUGGCUGCGGCCAGAAGUACCAGUGAUUCUGUCCCUCAUUCCGAUGCUACUGGAGCCGAAAGUUUCCGUUUCGGGAUUUCUGGAAGCACGCCGGCAGGCAAAGCGUCCGAAAAACAAGAAAAUGCCGGCGAUCAGAAAGUGAAGCCUUGCAGGGCAUGUAUGGAUUUCAAAUCUUGGAUGAAAAUGCAGAAGAAACAAACGUCCAUGCAGCAGGGGGACCGUGACGUAGAAGAUCGCGAAAGGACAGCCGAGUGUCCGCUGGAUAGAGAGGAGCUUGGCAGGAAUACGUGGUCUUUCCUUCACACUACGGCCGCUUAUUACCCCGACAAACCCAGCGACAGCCAGCAGCAAGAUAUGAAGCAAUUCAUCAACCUUUUCUCCAAAUUCUUUCCCUGCGACGAGUGUGCACAAGACUUAAGAUCGAGACUGCAAACGAAUGAACCAGAUGUAAGUAGUCGGCACGAUUUUUCUCAGUGGAUGUGUCGUCUCCACAAUGGCAUCAAUCUUCGACUUGGCAAGCCGGAGUUCGACUGUUCCAAAGUUGAUGAACGAUGGCGAGACGGCUGGAAAGAUGGUUCGUGUGAUUGAUGUCUCGAAACAGCGGUCCUGCUGAACAGCCGACGGCCAUGCAGUUUUCCAUCUGAAGAUCGGUUAGUGAGGAAGUACGGUAUCAAAUUUGCACAAACAUCAUCGUGUUGUCAAUGUGAAAAUCACAUUGUUAAAUAUGUGUGUAUAUUGUAUGUGAUGAAAUGGUAUUGGCGUGUCAAUGAAACCAACGAAAUAUAUUUUGGUUGGAGAAAAAUAAACGUCAAGUUUCAAUUUCCGUAUUGAAA